CGGCGGUUAUAUAGACAGCCUCUGGGGUCCUUGCAGUCAGUAAUGCCGGGAGGAAAGAUGGUGGCGGAGCGGCUGAUGCUGUGUGUGGUCGCUGCCUUACAGGCGAUAUCGACCUAUGGAGUGGAACUGUCUUCAGAAGCAUGCAGGGACCUUGGGUUUUCCAGUAACUUAUUGUGCACCUCCUGUGACCUGCUGGGGCAGUUUCAACUGAAUGGGAUUGAAACACCUUGCAGACAGUGUUGCCAGGAAGAGGCACGCUUUGAAUCAAGAAAGAUGUAUGCUGGAGCUAUUCUGGAGGUCUGUGGAUGAAAAUUGGGGAGGUUCCCUCAAGUCCAGGCUUUUGUCAGGAGUGAUAAGCCCAAGCUUUUCAAGGGUCUGCAAAUCAAGUAUGUGCGUGGCUCUGAUCCUGUACUGAAGUUGCUGGAUGACAACGGGAACAUCUCUGAAGAACUCAGCAUCACCAAAUGGAACACCGACAGUGUAGAAGAAUUUCUAAGUGAAAAGUUGCACCGUUUAUAAUUAUUUUUUUUUUUUUAUCAAACCUAUCGCACAUAUCUUUCACUCCCAUUUACAGCAGCCUGCCAUUUCUUCUCUUUAAAAAAAAAAAAAAAAAAAUCGCCACUAUUUUUAAUUAUUUAUAUGUGGUGGGGGAGAAAACCUUUCAAUGACAUAACUGCAUUUAGUUUUGAUGCUGACCCUUGCUCUAAACAGCCUAUAUCACAUUAAUGCCUUUUCUUAUAGUUGCCAAAUGUGGACAGACUAAAGUUGGCCAUAUUCAAUGUUUUACUGUAUAUGGGGAGUUAAUGCAUAUUUUAGGGAUAUUUUUAGUAUUUCUAUAAUAAACUGUCAUGACUCGGGGCAUUUAUAUAUUGAAUACUGUUUAUGUACGAUCUCUUAAAUUAUGUCCUGAUUACUUACUGUUUUCUAAUGAAGGGAUGUCUUUAAGCACAGUUUAUACCAUUGUUUGAGCACAGUCUGUGUUAAAAAAAAAAUUAGGCUGAAGAGUAGCUACUUUUUUUAAUUUUACUUUUUGACACCAGGCCAAGCUACUCUGUAGUCUAACAGCACCUGGAAAGGCACGGCUUCUACCUUCUCUCCAAGGGGACAUUUUCAAACCUUCUGAGCUCUUUGGUUAAGUUUGUUCUAAAGGUACAUAAAUGUCAAAUUAAUUUACAUAUUUCCACAAGCAAUGAAAUGUAAGCUUUUAGUGGGACUUGGCCUUUUAAAUGCAUCAUGGCCACUUCCUCUGGUUUUUGAAUGGGUUGUCAGUAGGCCCCAUAGUGGUAUUGGCUGGUAUUUUUAUUUAUUUUUCUCCCAGCCUCUGAGUUCAGUUGCUAACAACUUGCGCUUUUCUGAUCUCUAUAUAGGAACAUUUAGGAUGAAUGAAAAAGGUAAACCAUAAUUUGCCAGACCAGUACUUUUUGGUGCAUUCUCUUAAACUGAUUACCCUAAGAUUUUACAGUUAAUGUAGAUCAUUGUAAAAUGUAUGAAAUCCAAGCUUCCAGCUCCCUUUUUUUUUUUUCUUUUUUUUUUAAUAUAGGAGAAAAUCCUUCAAUUAAACUACUGUAAUUGUGAAAACCACAGAAACGACUUUAGUGGACCCAGUGCAAUGGAUUUCCAAACAGCCCAUGGGUGUCGGAGUCGCAGAGAUUAUGACAAUGCUUUCUUACUGACCUUUCUAGUGAUGAUAAAAACUGCAAUGAUCUUUUGACCAUUACGAGGGAUAAGGUGGCAUUCAUUGAAUGUCAGAUGGUCAUAUUUAAAUUUAUUUGGCUUUAGUUGCUGAUCAGAGAUUAGAAAAUGCAAACCAAUGUUAGAAUAACUGGCAUGCGUCUUUAUAGGUUGAAUCAUCUUUGAUGGAUGCCACAAUGUCCUUCAGUGCCCUUUUUUUUGUUUCAGACACAUUUUGUAUUUCUGCAUAUUUUCUAGCUUUUAUUUUACAGCAUCUUGCCAGUGCUAGAUGCUGAAUGGAUGUGUUGUUUUGUGAUUAUGAAAGGGCUUUAUUCACUGUAAUAGAUAUGACACAUUAGGGUCGUGCACUUUAGUGAAGACUACACAGAAAACCUUCAGAAGGCUUGUGGAUGUCUGAUGUCCUGUGUAAUGCGCCCUGAUGUCUCUCCAUCUACAGCUUUGAAUACGAGCCGAGUGAUUUGAUCUGUCAAAGAAAGAAGUUUAAAUAAAAAAAAUACAAACAAA
Messenger RNA from Rana temporaria (common frog), 2196 nucleotides. RefSeq names its product selenoprotein F (gene SELENOF). Gene Ontology annotation, cellular component: endoplasmic reticulum lumen. The transcript has 5 exons. The record is from RefSeq and is a predicted model, not a curated record. Gene Ontology annotation, molecular function: oxidoreductase activity. NCBI's taxonomy places the organism in Eukaryota, Metazoa, Chordata, Amphibia, Anura, Ranidae.